UUUGAAAAGCUCCCUAAUCGUCUUUUGACGCCGACUAGAGAUCUCCAAUCCGCCAAGGAUCCUGCGCUGGUCUCUCCCUAAACACACGGCGCGUUGUUGCUUUGUUGCUCGCUCGACUAUUUCUUUGUUUCGUUUUUUUCCCGCGGCCUGGUAGCGUUCGUCGUCGCCUCAUUUUAGCCUGUGCCUGAAGUCAAUCCAGCCACAGACGCCGUCAGGCCUCGCGCUGGAACUCACGCCGGACUUUUGACAGCCGACAACCGCUGGACGGGUUUGCCUAGCAAGCAGCAUCGUUAGGCGCGCAUGGCGAGGACAUGAGAGGAGUAUUUUGACCUCUCCAUCCUCCCUUACGCUUCAUCCCCGCACUCCCCCCGCGCCCGCAGUGCGCAUCCCGCCCACUGCUACCAUUAGCCGAUCGCGACAGCAACAAGCCCCGCCAAGAUGGGUGUUCCCAAGUUCUUCAGGUGGCUCUCGGAGCGCUACCCGGCCAUCUCGCAGCUGAUCGCCGAGAACCGCAUACCCGAGUUCGAUUGCCUGUACCUGGACAUGAACGGCAUCAUCCAUAACUGCACCCACAAGGACACCCACGACACGUCCUUCCGGCUCAGCGAGGAGGAGAUGUUCAUCCGCAUCUUCAACUACAUAGAGCACCUCUUCGGCAAGAUCAAGCCCAAACAGCUCUUCUUCAUGGCCAUCGACGGCGUCGCCCCGCGCGCCAAGAUGAACCAGCAGCGCGCCCGUCGCUUCCGCACCGCCCUCGACGCCGAGCAGGCCCGCGACAAGGCCAUAAGCGAGGGGAAGGAGCUUCCUAAGGAGGAGCCCUUCGACAGCAACUGCAUUACUCCCGGCACCGCCUUCAUGGCCAAGCUUUCGGAGCAGCUCAAGUACUUUGUCAACAAAAAGGUCAGCGAGGACAAGGAGUGGCAGGGCUGCGAGAUCGUCCUGUCCGGCCACGAGGUCCCUGGCGAGGGUGAGCACAAGAUCAUGGAAUACAUCCGCAACGCCAAGGCCCAACCCGACUACAACGACAAUGUCCGCCACUGUCUGUACGGCCUCGAUGCCGACCUCAUCAUGUUGGGUCUGCUGAGCCACGACCCCCACUUCUGCCUUCUGCGUGAGGAGGUCACUUUCGGCCGCCAGUCGCAGGCCAAAUCCAAGGAGUUGGAGCACCAGAACUUUUAUCUGUUGCAUCUCUGCAUUGUGCGCGAGUACCUCGAGCUUGAGUUCCAGGAACUCAAGAAGGAGGGCGCAAUGUCGUUCCCCUUCGACAUGGAGAGGGUCAUUGAUGAUUUUAUUCUUAUGGCCUUCUUCGUCGGCAACGACUUCUUGCCCAACCUGCCACAUUUGCACAUCAACGAGGGCGCGCUGGCCCUCAUGUUCAAACUGUACAAGCAGAUUCUGCCCAAAUGCGACGGCUACAUCAACGAGGGCGGCACGGUCAAUCUCCACAGGCUGGGCCUGCUGCUCGAGGGUCUGAGCGAGGCCGAGCACCGCUUCUUUGACGUGGACAUGCAGAAUGAAAACUGGUACCGCGCCAAACAGCAGAUGGACAACCCCGAAACGGCCAUGGCCAAGUCCCGCCCGAAAGGCCAGCUCCAGGUGACGACAUCGCAAAAGAACAUCUGGAAGCACAGCCUGCGCCCCUUUAUCAACAAGAGGGCUACCAAGACAUUAAAUCUGGGCAGUGGCCUCAACGCGGCAGACCGGAAGUUCGCCCAGGAAGUAGCGGACAGUUUCCGCCUCAAGUGGGAGAGCCCGGCCGACGAGGAGGGCAACCGCAGCCUGGUGAUAACGCUACCACAAUCGCCAGAGGCCAGCGAUGAUGAUGGCUUCGAGGAGGAGGGUAACGCGGCCGCGCACCGUGAGAUGCUCAAGUACGACCGGGCCGCAGUUGUCGACACGUCUCCUGAGGAGGCCAAGGAGGCCAUGGAGCGCCUGUACCAACAAAAGUUCCAGGAGUGGAAAGACAAGUAUUAUUCCGAGAAGUUCGAAGAGUGGUCGACGCCAGAGCUCAAGGAAGAAGGUCUGAGGCAGCUCUGCGAGAACUACGUUCAGGGUCUGCAGUGGGUUCUUUACUACUACUACCGCGGCAUCCGCUCGUGGCCGUGGUUCUACAAAUACCACUACUCACCUAUGAUCUCGGACGUCAUGAAGGGCCUGAACGCCGACAUGAACUUCAAGCUUGGGCAGCCGUUCAGGCCGUUUGAGCAGCUCAUGGGCGUUCUGCCCGAUCGGAGUAAGAAGAUCGUCCCGACGGUGUACUGGCCGCUCAUGACACAAGCCGACUCCCCUAUCAUCGACUUCUAUCCGCGAGACUUUGUGCUCGACAUGAACGGCAAGAAGCAGGAUUGGGAAGCCGUUGUCAAGAUCCCCUUCAUUGACGAGCGCCGGUUACUCGACGCCAUGGCCACCAAGAACGACCUCCUCGCCGACGACGAAAAGGCGCGCAACGGCUUCGGCGUGGCCCUCAAGUUCACAUACUCCCCGGAUCUAGAUUUCGUGUACCCCUCGUCGUUUCCAGGCAUUUUCCCAGAUCUUCCUCACUGCCGAUGCGUCAUAAACAUCUUCGAGCUCCCCCCAACGGAAGGCCUGGACUUCCUCCACGGCCUAACGGACGGUGCGUUCCUGAACAAGUCGGCACUGGCCGGCUUCCCCAGUCUUGCCACGCUGCCCUACUCGGCGACACUGGGUUUCCAUGGCGUCAACGUCUUCCAGCAGGAAAGCCGCAACGAAAGCAUGGUAGUCACCCUGUCGGGCACGGAGGCGAAGACAGCCGUGACCUCGGCCAAGAUGAAGCUUGGACAGCGCUGCCAUGUCGGCUACCCAUUCCUGCAAGAGGCAAUGGUUGUUCGGGUCUCGGAUGAGCUCUUUGACUACGUUCUCGACGCCAACGGGCAGGUCAUCCAGACGCCGCACCACGCCAAGGAGAUUGAAUACUUUCACUCCAAGUCCCGGCGCAUAGAGGAGUUCUACAGCAAGCGUCUGGGUAUUCUAAUCAGCAGCGUCGAGUCCAUGGUGCACGUACACAUGCUCAAGGGCCUGAUCAAGACGGACGAGGGUGCCACCAUCAAGGAGUACGGCGAGGUGCCUGGCAUGGAGACGGACUACGCACCACAGGUGGUUGUGGACGAGGUUGUUCACGAGGACCAGCGCUUCGUCGAGAAGGAUGCUCUCCCGAUCGAAGAAGAGUUCCCACUAGGCUCUCACGCCUUUUUCCUAGGCGAGUACGCAUUUGGACGUCCGCUCGAGGUGAUUGGCCACAACGACAAUCGACUGGAAAUCCGAGUGGCCAAGCUUAAGAAGGAGGAGCCCGAGUUCACCAGGAAAGUCAUCUUUGAUGCCGAGCGCAACAACAGAUACAUGCCUUCCUACGCCGUCGCCAAAACCCUGGACCUGCACCCGCUCGUCCUCAGCAAGAUCACAGCCUCCUUUUUCAUCUACACCAUGGGCGGCAGCAUCAAGGUCAAUCUGGGACUCAACCUCAAGUUUGAGGGAAAGAAGAUGAAGGUGCUUGGUUACUCACGCAAAUCCCAGUCCGGGUGGGAGUUCAGUCCGCUGGCUAUUGGACUGUUGGCCCAGUACAUGACGAAUUUCCCAGACCUCUUUGUCGCGCUCAAGUCACGGCCCAACGGCAACGACCUCCAAGACACGGAUCUCUGGAAGGACGAGACGACGGCCAGGGCGCGCGUCAAGGAGAUCGGCGCCUGGCUCAAGUCGAUCAACACCAACAAGUUUGAGAAGGUUCCCCUCGACGCCGAGCAGCUUGACUCGGAGGUAGUCAUGAACUUGACGCAGUCGGCGGACUCACUCAAGCUGCACGAGACGCCUUUUGAGGGCAGGGCGCUCAAGGGCACGCCCCGGAGCGCCCUCCUCAAGCCGGACGAGGCGGAGCAGCGGCUAGGCAACCAGGACUUUGCAUUGGGUGACCGUGUUGUGUACGCAUCGUCGUCGGGCAAGGUCCCCAUCGCCAUGCGUGGCACCGUGGUGGGCAUAAGCCGAACUCCGACGGCCAAACUGUUGGACGUUGUCUUCGACGUGACCUUCAUGAGCGGCGGUACCCUCGGCGAACGCUGCCCACCAUUCAGAGGCCAGACGGUGGCGGCCACCACGGUGCUCAACCUGACGCGCCGCCAAGUCGUCACGGGUUCCAAGGCCACGCUGGCACGUAAUGCGCUGGCGCCGUCCGUCACGACCCUUACUGGGGGUGGUGCGGCCAACGGCGCCAAUGGGAUGCGCCAGAUGCGCGACGCGGCUACGCCACCGCCCCUGCGAGGGGGCUGGCGUGGCGCCCUCAACGGGAACAGUGGUGGACGCGGCAGGGGUGGCGGGCACGACCCUAACGGAACGCCUGGUCCCCGUGGCGGUCCGAACCUGCAGCACAGCACCAUGGUGUACAGACCCGGCGGAGGGAACCAACAGCCGCAGUUUGGCUCAGCGCCGCAUCAACGUGGAGGGGGAAGCAGGGGCGGGCGUGGCGGGCGCGGUGGUCUCGGAUACAGCGGGAGCGACAACGCAGCGAGCAGCGGCACCAACGGACACCAGACCGAUAGGGCAGAGCAAUCUCCUGCUGCUCCAACACAGUCUUACAACAAUGUCCCGCCGCCGGCCAGCCUAGACGCACCCUCGAGCCGCGGUCGUGGCCGUGGUCGUGGCGACCGUGGCGGCCGUGGCGGCCGUGGACGAGGCAGCCCCAGAGGUGGAGGUGGAGGCGGAGGCGGAGACGGCCAGCGCGGUCGUGGUGGCCGCGGAGGUGGCUCUGGCGGGCAGGGCCAGGCCCAGCAGCCUGCGGCACAAUCCUAAGGGACUUUUUUGUGCUCAGGGCCUUGGUUGCAGUCAACCCGGGUCAUACCGUCAGUACCCGUGUGCUUCCUAACCCCCCUUCCGGCCCGGCCCGGCCCAAGGUCUCUGUAUACCACUGGAGUGGCGUGGAGUACCAUCUUUCCUUUCUGGCCGGGUGUCAUCACGGAUCUUUUUCAUGCAUCUCGGGUCUGGUUUCGCCGCCCCUGCCCAUUUACCUCAUAGAGAGUGUAUCACCCAUGUGUUGCUCGAUUUGUUAGAUGGGGAGUUUAGGGGGAUACGAUACCCAGGAUGAUGUAAAACAAAAAGCUAUAUGAGAGGCGUCUCGGGUGGAGGGCUGCUCUUUUAUCUGGCCGAAACUUGGACUCAUGGAUGGCAAGUUCCUACCUAGAUGGACGGAUGGGGGAGUUUGCUUAAACAACACACUUGGAAGACGAGAAAAAAAGGGUUAUUGUUUGCCUGCAGUUUUUGUCUUGCUCUGCAAAACCACCAGUAAUGUAAUCGCAACCUGCAUGUCUAUCAUGGCCCCCAAAAACGCCGGUAUCCAUGCCCGCGAGGCAGAGGGGUGAGAAAAAAAUAGAAAAAACAGACAGAUAAGCCUAAAAGGACGAGAAAAAAAAAAGAAGAAACAAAGGAUUUGUGGGUGGAAAAGAAAA
Molecule: messenger RNA, 5450 nt
Organism: Gaeumannomyces tritici R3-111a-1
Lineage: Eukaryota; Fungi; Ascomycota; Sordariomycetes; Magnaporthales; Magnaporthaceae
Product: 5'-3' exoribonuclease 1
Exons: 1
Coding region: 439-4797 (1452 amino acids)
Biological process (GO): rRNA catabolic process; nuclear-transcribed mRNA catabolic process
Cellular component (GO): nucleus
Molecular function (GO): 5'-3' RNA exonuclease activity; RNA binding
Source: RefSeq, a predicted model, not a curated record